Molecule: messenger RNA, 1728 nt
Organism: Aspergillus glaucus CBS 516.65
Lineage: Eukaryota; Fungi; Ascomycota; Eurotiomycetes; Eurotiales; Aspergillaceae
Exons: 4
Coding region: 1-1569 (522 amino acids)
Source: RefSeq, a predicted model, not a curated record
AUGAACAAUCAUUGGCAAUAUGAAUCGUUUAACUCAACCGCCAGUAUAGACGACGAACAAGCCCGGCAAGGCUCCUAUUACUGGGGUUACCCUACGUGGUCGGCGAAUGUUCUCUGCGCAUCCAUUCCUUGGCUUGGAAUUGGAGGCACGACACUCCCAGCAUAUGCCUCAUCCUCAUCCUCGCCUUCUACCUUCUACCCUUCCCCUUCGUCCGCUACCGUCUACCCCUCUUCCUCCGCUACAACCGUGUCAGACACACAGCAGCAACUACCAGUCGGAGGGUCGUAUCCUAGCACUACUGUUGAGAGUGUGCAGCCCACAGAGUUGAAGCAUGGGGUGGAAACGGAUUAUAAUCGUCGUCGGUCUUCGAUAAGCUUGCAGGUGGAUGAGUUGAUAAGUGCUUUAAUGCCCUUGCCUCAGAAUGCUUCGUCUACCGGGGCUGAGGCUAGGACUAAUAUUGGCGUGGGUGAGAACCUUGAGAGGGGCGAGGCUAUCCCCGAGUCUCCGCGUCUUGCCUCGUUGAAUCUCAAUGAGAUUACCUGCAGUCAAGCAAUCUUCUACUUCGGUGUCCUAGCCGUCCAGUCGCUGCUCCUCCCCAGGUUCCAGUACAACAAGGACCAUGAUGGUAAGAAAUGGGCGUGCACUCUGAUCAUGUACGGACGUACGAUUGUACGGUCCUUUCUUUUCGAGACCCAGAUGGAGGCUAGGACUGAGAACAGUUUGCGCAAGCCGCAGUACACACAGUAUAUCCACGAGGGCAACUAUCGCCACGAGGUCGAGGUGGAGGGUGGUUCGUUUUUCGGGUUGCAGAAACAGUAUUCUGAUGCCUUGAGGUCGAAAAAUGCGGCAGCACAUAUGGCUUUGCAUGUGUUGCUCGUAUACGGGAACAGCGUCCUAUACAACUUUCCCGGGCCGUUUACUAUGAAAAUGUCCAGAGAAAGUCUGUUUGCACACGUCCCCAAGUUUCCGUCAAGGGCGCGCGGUGCCAGCUCUAGUCCUGAGUCUCCGGAUCGGCGCGUCAAAAGAGGGGGUAUAGACAAGAAGCAAAGAUUCAGGAGCCACCAAAAUAAGUUGUCGCCCCGAAAGAAUGCAAACUUGCUACCUCUCGCUGAGAGCAAGCUUCCUGAUCUUGAGAUCCGCCCUGGGGAGGAGAAGCGACGAUGGAAUAUCACUCCGGGUGAACUUCAGAAUCGGCUGAAAGACUUACCCACUCAGGAUGCACGACUCAAGAAAGCAUGCCGACUCUUGUCACUGCACCCCCCAGAAAUCCGCAUCACACGUCUUGACAACGACCUAGUUGAAACCGAAGGUGAAUACAGGACAUCCGCUCAUUUUAAAGGCGACCCAUUCCUCACUCGUGCCGGCGCCAUUGGCUCCACCAAGGGUCGGAGAGCGAGUAAAAUGGCGGCUAAGGAGUUUUGUGCGGCUGAAGUGGUGAGAUACCUGAUCAAGAUGGUCAACGAGGAUACCGAAUUGGAGGAGGAGGAAGCUGCGAAACGCGAGCAGCCCGAGCACUGGCAGAGGAAUACCCUCAGGAUGUAUGCGAGCCAGGGGUUUGUGGGAUGUUGAUGAGGAUAUGUGAUGUGUAUGUAUGCGCAUGCGCAUACAGGUGUUAGUCUGUUCAUAUAUGUGUUGGAGUGGUUAUUAUUGAAGCUUUUGGGGCUACAACGUGCUCUCGAUAGCUAUUGUGAACUAGAGUAUGUACUAUAGGAUAUUUACUGCUUUCAG